Messenger RNA from Bradysia coprophila, 2015 nucleotides. RefSeq lists its product as uncharacterized. Gene Ontology annotation, cellular component: plasma membrane. NCBI's taxonomy places the organism in Eukaryota, Metazoa, Arthropoda, Insecta, Diptera, Sciaridae. Gene Ontology annotation, molecular function: signaling receptor activity; protein binding. The record is from RefSeq and is a predicted model, not a curated record. Gene Ontology annotation, biological process: signal transduction.
UUUUCAAUCGUUUUUUGGUAGUUAUAUUCAAAACUUCGAUUCGAAAAGACUGCAAGAACAGUCCUGAUAUUUGCAAUGAAUUCGAUUAUUUGUUGGUGUUUCUCGUUAACUUUGUGUAUACUUCACAUAGUCGUUGUUCGAGCUGAUAUUUGUGAUCUGUGCUCCUGUGACGGUGAAGAAAGUGAAACAGUUUUGCGUAUAAAAUGUUUAACGGAAACGAAACUCGGUUUGAACGUAGACUUGGAGAACAUUCAAUGGCCAACGAUAAAUAAAUCUGUUGAAGCUCACUUCAACGACUUGCAAUUCGAUCAUUUACCAAAGCUAUUGGGAUCAGCCACGGUUAAAGCCAUCAAUUUAGAUCAUAACUUAAUUGAAACAAUAAAAAGUGAUCCGUUCAAACAGUGCAAGAAUUUGAAAUCGUUAUCGAUAGCAAACAACUCAAUACACGAUCUACCAAAAGAUUUUCUAAAAUCAACACACUUACUGCGUCACCUAAAUCUAUCGCACAAUUCACUAUCAGACAUUGAUAGCGGAGUCUUAUCGCAUUUAACAUCUUUACGUAGUAUUGAUCUGAGCUAUAACAAACUGAAAACAUUGUCUGUUGGGAUAGUGGAUACGUUGGACAACGUUGAGAUACUAAAUUUGGAAGGGAAUGACAUUAUCUUCAUUCAAAUUCCGGAAAGACGGACAUUGCCGGUAUUAAGAAAUCUAAAUCUGGCAAGCAAUAAACUUUCCCUGGUUGGAGUGGCAACAUUGCAGUAUUUCGGAAAUCUCGAAACACUUGACCUUUCCAACAAUUCGAUAGAAGUAAUCGAAGCAGACUCAUUCACACAGCUCACCAAAUUGAAAUAUUUAGAUAUCUCCAACAACGCUCUCAACCAUCUGUCACUGGCACUUCCAGAUGUCAUUGAGCAUCUUACCUUAUCAUCGAAUCAUUUGAAUUCCUGGCCACUUGUCAACUUUCCCGCGACACUCAUUCAUAUCGAAAUACAGAACAACAAGCUAACGGAACUGUUCAGCACCAAGUGGUUUUCCAACAAUUUGAAAUCGUUGAACGUUUCGCACAAUUUCAUCGAAUUUCUACCGUAUGUCGAGUACGCCCAGCUGGAGAUUUUAGAUUUAUCGUUCAAUGCAUUCACCACCGUGCCACAGAAUUUGGGUGCUAAGGCACCAAGGCUUGAUACGCUUAUUUUGGACCACAAUCCCAUUGAGAUCGUUGAUUUUGUGGAUCCGAUUUAUUUGAGAAAAUUGUCCUUGAAAAAUAUGUCCCUGCUGCAGGAUGUAAGUGCGGCUGCGUUGAGAAAUGUUGAUGGACAGGACGAUUGCAUGGAAGUUGUGAUAAGCCACUGCGAAAAGUUGUCGAAUAUCGAUCGCAACGCAAUGAGACAUUUAGAUCUGUGCUACCUCGACUUAAGCUACAACAAUUUGUCAUCGAUUCCGGAGCUACUUACUAACUGGACCCGACUAACUGAAGGUAUCGAUUUGCAAGGUAAUCCAUUCGAAUGUAGCUGCUCUGAGCAGUGGAUGUUGGAUGUCAUACUGCAACAACUGUAUUUGAACGAGUCACAGCAGCAUUUGCUGUACAAUUUAAAGUGCAACGGACCUGAAGACUUCAAAGGUCAACGGUUCGUGAAAUACUACAAGAAACGAGCGGCAUUCUGCAAUCCAAAUUCAGCAAUGCGAAUGGCCUCGACUGAGGACCAGAUUCAACUAUCUAGCUUCGAGCGGUCAUUAGGAAACAUCCACUUGAGUCUAACUGCCGGACCGGGAUGUAUAAUCGUUAUCGUACUGAGCGCAAUCUGUAUGAUUUUGUUGGUCAUCGUUGCCUUUCGAUGGAGAAAGCAACAACGAGAACGAAUCGAACGGCAAAGGAUACUACAGUACUAUGAUUACAUCGAGUAUGAAUGAAAUGCGGGUGGACGUUGUUCGCCUUGUUGGGCGGUUUAAUUAAAUAAUUCUUUUCUACUAAUCGAAAUAGAAACCGAAAAUAAAUUCAAAAACCAAUAUCACAAAAA